UUGUGCCCCCUCUGUUGGCAGCAUCCGCAGUGUCAUGCAGAAGUACCUGGAGGACCGGGGUGAGGUGACCUUUGAGAAAAUUUUCUCCCAAAAACUGGGGUACCAGCUCUUCCGAGACUUUUGUCUCAACCACCUGGAGGAGGCUAAACCCUUGGUGGAGUUCUAUGAGGAGAUCAAGAAAUACGAGAAGCUAGAGACAGAGGAGGAACGUGUGACCCGUAGCCGAGAGAUCUUUGACUCUUACAUCAUGAAGGAGCUGCUCGCCUGCUCUCAUCCCUUCUCCAAGAGUGCCACUGAGCACGUCCAGGGCCACCUGGCAAAGAAGCAGGUGCCUCCAGAUCUCUUCCAGCCAUACAUCGAGGAGAUUUGUCAGAACCUCCGAGGAGAUGUGUUUCAGAAGUUCAUUGAAAGCGAUAAGUUCACGCGAUUCUGCCAGUGGAAGAAUGUGGAGCUCAACAUCCACCUGACCAUGAAUGACUUCAGCGUACAUCGUAUCAUCGGUCGUGGGGGCUUCGGCGAGGUCUACGGGUGCCGGAAAGCAGACACUGGCAAGAUGUAUGCCAUGAAAUGUCUGGACAAGAAACGCAUCAAGAUGAAGCAGGGGGAGACCUUGGCCCUGAAUGAGCGAAUCAUGCUUUCCCUCGUCAGCACAGGGGACUGUCCCUUCAUCGUCUGCAUGUCAUACGCAUUCCACACGCCAGACAAGCUCAGCUUCAUCCUGGAUCUCAUGAAUGGUGGGGACCUGCACUACCACCUGUCCCAGCACGGGGUCUUCUCUGAGGCUGACAUGAGGUUCUACGCGGCCGAGAUCAUCCUGGGCCUAGAGCACAUGCACAACCGCUUUGUUGUUUACCGGGACCUGAAGCCAGCCAACAUCCUUCUGGACGAGCAUGGCCACGUGCGCAUCUCGGACCUGGGUCUGGCCUGUGACUUCUCCAAGAAGAAGCCCCAUGCCAGUGUGGGUACUCACGGGUAUAUGGCCCCCGAGGUCCUACAGAAGGGUGUGGCCUAUGACAGCAGUGCGGACUGGUUCUCCCUGGGCUGCAUGCUCUUCAAGUUGCUGCGGGGGCACAGCCCCUUCCGGCAGCACAAGACCAAAGACAAACAUGAGAUCGACCGCAUGACAUUGACAAUGGCUGUGGAGCUGCCUGACUCCUUCUCCCCUGAACUCCGCUCCCUGCUGGAAGGUUUGCUGCAGAGGGAUGUCAACCGAAGGCUGGGCUGCCUGGGCCGGGGGGCUCAAGAGGUAAAGGAAAGCCCCUUCUUCUGCUCACUGGACUGGCAGAUGGUCUUCUUGCAGAAGUAUCCACCCCCACUGAUCCCCCCACGGGGGGAGGUGAACGCAGCUGACGCUUUUGACAUUGGCUCCUUUGAUGAAGAGGACACAAAAGGAAUCAAGUUACUGGACAGUGACCAGGAGCUGUACCGAAACUUCCCCCUCACCAUCUCGGAGCGGUGGCAGCAGGAGGUGGCAGAGACAGUCUUUGACACCAUCAAUGCUGAAACUGACCGGCUAGAGGCCCGAAAGAAAGCCAAAAACAAGCAGCUGGGCCAUGAGGAAGACUACGCCCUGGGCAAGGACUGCAUCAUGCAUGGCUAUAUGUCCAAGAUGGGCAACCCCUUCCUGACACAGUGGCAGCGGCGCUACUUCUACCUGUUCCCUAACCGGCUGGAAUGGCGGGGCGAGGGCGAGGCCCCGCAGAGCCUGCUGACCAUGGAGGAGAUCCAGUCGGUGGAGGAGACGCAGAUCAAGGAGCGCAAGUGCCUCCUGCUCAAGAUCCGCGGUGGCAAACAGUUUGUCCUGCAGUGCGAUAGUGAUCCUGAGCUGGUGCAGUGGAAGAAGGAGCUGCGGGACGCCUACCGUGAGGCCCAGCAGCUGGUGCAGCGAGUGCCCAAGAUGAAGAACAAGCCCCGCUCACCUGUGGUGGAGUUGAGCAAGGUGCCGCUCAUCCAGCGCGGCAGUGCCAAUGGCCUCUGACCUGCCUACCCACCUGCCCGCCGCCUUUUAUAAACCUCUAAUUUAUUUUGUCGAAUUUUUAUUAUUUGUUUUCCCGCAAAGCGGAAAAGGUUUUAUUUUGUAAUUAUUGUGAUUUCCUGUGGCCCCAGCCUGGCCCAGUCCCCAGGAAGGGGCCCGCUUGCCUCAACUCUUGCUGCCACCACCACAGCCACUGUCCUGCACCCCUCACCCUGACCCCUGGAGCCACCCACUCCCAGUGUCUUCCUGUGGGGGACAGCAGCAGCCCCCUGCAGCCCUCCCCAGGGAAUGAAGCCACCCUGGGCUAUGCCACCUCAGGCUCUGUGGGCUGUGUUCUGCCCACAUCAUGGCCGGGUGUCCCAGUGUCCCCCACCCCAGGGGAGGGCACAGCACAGGGAUACUACUUGAACUUUCCCACCACAGCCCCUCCUGCAACAGAGGGACAGAGUCCUGUGCUGUCCUGCCCGCCAGCCAUUGCUGAGAGGAGGGGGCCCUUUGUGUCCCUGGCCCAGAGGCCUCCCAUGGUGACCAAUGCUCCUGGACCCUUGUUCAGAAAAGCCUCUGUGUCACUGGCUGGCUGCCUCCAUUGCCCCUGUCCCUGGACACUUGGGGCUCAGCCAAGAGGGUGGCCCUGGCAGCAGCUGCUCUUCCCCUCCCCACAGCCUCCACUCCCUCCCAUUGAGCACCAGGGCUCAGGUCCAUGGAUGGGCAACUGUGGAUUGGGCCCUACUGGCCUAGCCUGGCCCCCAGACUCCCUGGCCCUGGGCUGGCAAAGCCCCCACCCCCACCCAGGACCACAGCAGGCCAGCCUGCGAAGGUUGGUAGCACAAUGAGAGGGGGCCCCUCUGUCCAGCCCCACGGCCUAUGUCCUGUCAGUGCCACUGCUCAUGGGCGCCACCUUGCCCACCGCAUGCCCCCUGUGCCAGUUGCGCUGCCGUGUGUGGUGUUGCACCCUCCCCACCUCGGGCUGGGUUGGCACACCCUCCCUUCUCGUUUACUCACUCCUGGGGCGUUUCUUUGCCGAUUUUUGAAUGUGAUUUUAAAGAGUGGAAAAUGAGACUAUGCGUUUUUAUAAAAAAAUGGUGCCUGA
Fukomys damarensis (Damara mole-rat) is the source of this 3065-nucleotide messenger RNA. It is a transcript of the gene Grk2, whose product is annotated as G protein-coupled receptor kinase 2. The transcript is spliced from 20 exons. Bases 35 to 1978 code for a protein of 647 amino acids. Gene Ontology annotation, molecular function: ATP binding; G protein-coupled receptor binding; G protein-coupled receptor kinase activity. Lineage: Eukaryota; Metazoa; Chordata; Mammalia; Rodentia; Bathyergidae. Gene Ontology annotation, biological process: regulation of the force of heart contraction; G protein-coupled receptor signaling pathway; protein phosphorylation. The record is from RefSeq and is a predicted model, not a curated record.